Molecule: messenger RNA, 3303 nt
Organism: Psilocybe cubensis
Lineage: Eukaryota; Fungi; Basidiomycota; Agaricomycetes; Agaricales; Agrocybaceae
Product: putative serine/threonine-protein kinase
Exons: 5
Coding region: 1-3303 (1100 amino acids)
Biological process (GO): protein phosphorylation; intracellular signal transduction
Cellular component (GO): cytoplasm; nucleus
Molecular function (GO): protein serine/threonine kinase activity; ATP binding
Source: RefSeq, a predicted model, not a curated record
AUGAGAGUCGAGUCUGGUUGGACUGCCGACAACUCCAUCUCUUGUCUUCUUUUUUUCGCUCGAAAGACACCACCACCGCUGCCUCGCCUUUCUUUCUAUGUUCGUCUGAUAUUUCUGCUCCCCGCACCACUGGCCAAAUGCAAGGUAUGUCGCUUCUCCUCGUCGUCCACACCGUCCUCACCCGCUCCAGAUGGCCAUCCCCAGCACAUCCCAAACGGCCAUCCGACGCAGCCACAACACCUCCCGCCCCCGCCCCCACUCCCCCAGCCGACCCAGCACAGGCCACAGCUCAAGGCCCCCAUCACCGUCGUCGGCAUCCCCAGCGUCUCCGUCCAGGACAACCGUCUCGUUGUCGGCUCAUCCCAGAGCAGGUCGACGCGCUCCUACACGCCCCUCAAGGUUCUCGGUGAUGGAUCCUUUGGCACCGUCUGGCUCUGCGAUUGGCAUGGAACUCUCCCUCCGAAUACACCUCUCUCGCCCAUGCAGUGUGGAGCAGGGGCACGCCCGGACUGGGCGGGGAAGCGGUUGGUGGCAGUCAAGCUCAUGAAGAAGAGAUGGGAGGGCGGCUGGGACGAGUGUCAGAAGUUGAAGGAGCUUGAGUCUUUGCGUGCCAUUCCUUUCCACCCCAAUGUCAUUCCCCUGUAUGAUUUCUUUCUUCUGCCUGAUACAAAGGAGCUGUACUUUGUUUUCGAGUCUAUGGAGGGCAAUUUGUACCAUCUCAUCAAGGCUCGCAAAGGCCGCCCUCUCGCAGGUGGCCUCGUAUCUUCAAUAUUCCAUCAAAUCGUGCUCGGGUUGGACCAUAUCCAUACGCACGGCUACUUUCACCGCGAUAUGAAGCCGGAGAACGUCCUCGUCACUACCACUGGCCUUUUCGAUUACACCUCCCUCUCGCCAAUUGCGCCGCCGAAUGCACCAAAGGAAAAGGAUGUCGUUGCAAUCAUCAAACUCGCCGAUUUUGGUCUAGCUCGGGAAACGAAGAGCAAACCGCCUUACACGGAGUAUGUUUCAACAAGGUGGUAUCGCGCUCCAGAGGUUCUUUUGCUGAGCCGCGACUACUCUAACCCUGUCGAUAUGUGGGCUUUUGGUACCAUUAUGGCUGAGCUCGUCAACCUCCGCCCCUUGUUUCCCGGCUCAGAUCAGGUCGAUCAAGUGGCACGUAUAUGCGAAAUUUUGGGUGAUCCAUCGGACGCCUACGGAGUUGACAUGUUUGGCAGUCGGAUUGGAGGUGGUCCAUGGGCGAAAGGGAACAAAUUGGCAAAUGAGAUAGGUUUUCAGUUCCCCAAGGUCGAACCCAAGGACUUCUAUGCACUUUUUGCAGAGACAGUACCAAGGUCUCUUAUUGACUGCAUCAGGGAUCUCCUUAGGUAUGAUCCUGACAAACGCCUGACUAGUCGACAAUGUCUCGAGCACCGCUAUCUCUUCGAAACUAUACCCCGCAACCAUAUUACCCUUCCCUUCGCAAUUCAAGGAUCAGUCUCCAAUACAUCUAUUCCCAACAUAUCAACCUACGUCAAUGGCACUCACUCGCAACCCUCCCUUCCAACUCUCUCGCCACAGCAUCCACCGUUACCGCCGCAUUCGCAUUCCAGUCAGAAUCUACAUCAACCACAGCCCAUUAUUGAUCCCUCCACCACCCAUCGCAUACCUUACCCUAUACCUCCUGCGCCCCAGCCCCAAUUCCCCAUAUUACCCAACCCCCCUAUCGUUGUUGCGCAUAAUGAUUACCGACAUCCUCCUAAUGGUUGGCCCGCUUCGCAAGCCGACUAUCCUAUGGAUGUUUCCACUCAAGAACCGCCUAAUCCCCACCAGCAUAUCAACGGACAUACCCAUGAGGCGCAAGAUUCUGCCAUGCUUCAGGACCAUACUUCUCCCCCUGCACCCCAACCUCAACAUGCAUCGAGUGUACAGUCACAACAUGGAAACAAAUUUGGCAAAUUUGUGUCUCUCAAGAAGAACAGCAAGUGGGGUCUUAGUAUGUUUGUCGGUGACAAGUCCCAUCACAACACCCUUCCUCCUGUGGACGAAACUAGUCCGGCCAUCAUUUUCCCGUCACGGAAGCGUGCACAGUCGUCAAGUACUGACAGCAAGUCCCUACGCGAAUCAUCGCCUGUCCGCGAACAGCCAGUCGAUCAACGUAACUCGAAGAAGGUUCAGAAUAUGAACAAGAAAGAGGCUGAACGUCUUCAUCGUGAAGCUGAGAUGGCGAAACGCGAGUUGGCGAGAAUGAAUGCGCGAGAACAGGCGCGGAGUGUGUUGAUUAAGCGUCAGCAGAUGGUGCACCAUAACAACCUUACCGAUGAUCUGGAAUGGGUUGGUGGUCCUGAUCAGCGUUUGGAGCUCAAGGACUCCAAAGGCAAGCAGCCCUCUUCUGGGCCGGUGCGUCAGCAAGUAACCAACGGAAACGCUGCCCCAUCUUCAACGUUGGGUGCUGCCGCAGGCAAGUUUGUCAUGCAGCAAAAUGAUCCUUUGCUGUCACCGCUAGAUCGUGAUCGUGACCGUGAAUGGCGAGGGUCGCAGGAACGCGAGCGUUUCGCCAAAGCUCGGCGGCGAGAAUUCGAUGACGACCAUUCCAUGUCAUCUUCUGAUAUGCACAGUGUUAGCCGGAUGUCCUCAAUAUCAUUUGCGACUGUGGAUAGCGAUCCUGGGCCGUCGUCUCGUUUGCGCAACCGGCCGAGUCUGUAUAAUAUUAGUAGAAUGACGUCUCGUUCUUCACUACGGACAUCGUUUGAUGACUUUCCUCCGUCUGCUCGCUCUUCUAAUUCGUUUUCACUAGAGGGUCAAUUGGCUCAUGAUUUCCGGACGCAGGCUUCUGUUUCAUCUCAUUUAUCUGGAAGCGUUUCUCCUCCUCCCAUUCAAUUACUUUCUCUUUCUCCGACUAUGUCUCCUCCUUUAUCUCCCUCUCCAGCGUGGGUGCAAAUUCAACAGCACAAGGAAGGUCUUCUUUCCCGAACGCAAUCUCCUCCCUUCGUCGCCGUAUCCCCCCGGUACUAUACAAAUCCAAGCGCUCCUCAUAGCCCUCUGGAUCUGCAUAGUCAACUUCCUCCUCUGCCCGCCAGCCCCUAUGGGCACCCACCGAGUUCAUACGGAGGGUAUCCACCAAGUUCGGGACAUACACCCAAAUCCGCAAAAUCGGCUAUAAACCCAAUAUUCAAAGUGCCUCCAUUACCCCCACCACCACUACCACCGUUGACGGGUGACGAUCGACUGAAACCCUUGCCCCCAUUUUCCCAACUGGACGCAGUUGCGGGAGGAGAAUACCCUCCGCUCUCUCCUAUAGUUUUCACAACCCCAGAAGAAGUUUGA